Messenger RNA from Copidosoma floridanum, 2490 nucleotides. RefSeq names its product villin like protein quail (gene qua). Gene Ontology annotation, molecular function: actin filament binding; phosphatidylinositol-4,5-bisphosphate binding. Gene Ontology annotation, biological process: actin polymerization or depolymerization; actin filament severing; barbed-end actin filament capping. The record is from RefSeq and is a predicted model, not a curated record. Gene Ontology annotation, cellular component: cytoplasm; actin cytoskeleton. Lineage: Eukaryota; Metazoa; Arthropoda; Insecta; Hymenoptera; Encyrtidae.
AUGGGAUUUUUCAAACGGGAUGACGCCAGCACGUGCUCGGACGAGUCGAGUAGCGAAAUUUUCAAAAGCAUACCCAAGGGCAGCACUGCCUUUUGUAUAUGGAAGAUCGAGGGUAUGCGAGCGAUUUCGUUGGGCCGAACAAAGAUGGGAACUUUCCUCUCGGACUCGGCCUAUCUGAUCUACGCGGCCUCGGCGCGCGAUGGCCCGCUACCUUAUCCCGGCAUGCCCACAAAAGAGCUGAAGGAGAGCCAGUCGGUGCGGGCCAUCCACUUCUGGGUGGGCGAGCACUGCGAGGCAAGCGUCUCCGGGGCAGCGGCACUGCGAGCAGCCGAGCUGGACUCGCAGCUAAACUCGGGAGCCCUGCUGAUGCGCGAGGCCCAGGGUCGCGAGAGCUCGCGCCUCCUUGGAUACUUCAGGCAGGGUUACCUAGUGUUCGAGCAACCGCCGCUGCUCGACGAUUCGCCGGCAGUCGUCGAGUGCUCGGCCCACCGGCUUGGAGGCACCGCGGUACCCGUGCUCACGGAACUCAGGCCCGUCGACUGGAGCAACUUCUCGUCGCGGGACGUCAUUGUCAUCGACGUUCGCGCCAGAUCGGUAAUCUUCCUGUGGCUGGGCUCGAACUCCGAACCAUUGCACAAGAGCCACGCUUUGAAGCUGAUAGACGAGCGCAAGAAAAACAGUAGCAGCAAUAACAACAACAAUAGCACCGUGGAAACGCGUGUCUUCGUCGUCGAGGACGGCUACGAGCAGACCCUCCAGCCGGAGGCUCGCAAGCUCUUCGACGAGAUUCUCGAUCCGAAGCGGCGCUUCGUUUCCCCGAAGCCGCUCGUCCAGACCUACCUGCCCGCGAGCAGCAUUAAACUGUACAAGUGCAACGAGCAGACGGGCAAGUACAAGGUGGCCGAGCUGAAAUCCGGUCCGAUCUUCCGCAGCGACCUCGAGAGCGACUCCGUCUUCCUGCUGGACCGUGGUGAGGCCGGCGUCUGGGCCUGGGUGGGCCGAGACGCGAGCUCCAAGGAGCGCCUCGAGGCGGUGCGCAACGCCCGAGGCUUCGUGAAGAAAAAAGGCUACAGCCCGAGCGUGCCCGUGGGCCGAGCUCUAGAGGAGCACGAGCCGGUGGAGAUGCGGUGUUGGGUGAGGGGAUGGGCCGAGUCCAGGUCCAGGCCGCUGAUGCUGCCCGCGAGCUUCGAGCCCGACUACAUGAGCGAGAGGCCCAAACUGGCCGCCGAGUGCCAGCUCGUCGACGACGGUAGCGCCGAACGCGUGCUCUGGAGACUGGACAGCCGGACGGCUGAGGGGCUGGUGCUCGUUCCCGACGGCGAUGGCCAACCGGUGUGCUUCUACGCCGAGGCUUGCUACGUGCUGAGCUACAAGUACGGGUACGGCCGCAGGAGCAGGAGCAUCGUGUACUGUUGGGAAGGAGUUCAUUCGCCGUGCAACGACAGAGAGUUGGCAAUCGAGGCAGCCUGCGCUCUGGCGGAGGAAGAGUCGGCGCAAUUGGUGCGAACGUCGCAGGGCAAGGAGCCGGCUCAUCUGCUGCAGAUUUACAACGGCAAAUUGAUCAUACUAGCCGGGCCCCAUCGCGAUGCUCCACCCAAAAAGUAUCUCGUUCGAGUUUACGGCUCGACCCCGUACACGUCUAAAGCCCUGGAGCGACCAUUGCGCGCAAGCAGUCUGGACUCGGGCGGUGUCUUUAUCUUGCACUCCAGUUCGCCCAUGGUCUGGUGCGGCAGUCGCAGUACCGGCGAUGCCAGGGAGGCGUCACGAAGGCUAGUGCCGAUUUCGGUGCCCCUCGUUUGUGAGGGCAAGGAGGACGACGAGUUCUGGGCUCAGCUUGGAGGCAAGGGUAUCGGCAAGAUGGAAAGCUCCAACGCCGAGGGAGAAGAGAUGGAAAAGCACUUUUACCAUUUGAAGACGGAAAAAGAGAUGUUUGUCGGCGAAGAGGUACUCGGAUUCACGCAAAAUAGUCUCCUACCGGAAGCCACUUGGCUUCUCGAUAUUGGAAACGUCAUAUGGGUUUGGAUCGGUAAUUACAGUGUCUCGAAACCCCUAAAGGAUUACGUGCAGGACGCAAAAAUCUUUCUCUACACUCAUCCUGCCAGUCGAGAUCGCGAUACGAUAAUAUCGAUCACCAAACAAGGUCUGGAACCACCAACAUUUAUAGGACUAUUUGACAACUGGAAUCAUAAUCUGUUAAGAGAUUAUCGGCCCUUUGAAUCGCUAAGAACGAGCGUUCAAGAACGAAAUGGACUAACAAACGAUAUAAUGGCCAUAAAAAUGGCCUCUGAAUUUGACAAUUUCGUCAAGUAUCCGCUGAUACUUUUGAAGAGCGACCCCGAUAAACUUCCUGCUGGCGUCAACGUUUCGCGCAAAGAGAUGCACCUGACCUUCGACGAUUUCAUGUCAGUCUUCAAAAUGGAACCGGCUGAAUUUGAAAAGUUACCGGCUUGGCGACGCCAACGACUGAAACAGACAGCCGGACUGUUUUGA